Messenger RNA from Plasmodium gonderi, 915 nucleotides. RefSeq lists its product as hypothetical. Bases 1 to 915 code for a protein of 304 amino acids. The record is from RefSeq and is a predicted model, not a curated record. Lineage: Eukaryota; Apicomplexa; Aconoidasida; Haemosporida; Plasmodiidae. The transcript has a single exon.
AUGGCAACGAUCCUGAAUAUGGAAUUCCCAUCGUCCGAUGAGGAUGACGAAAAUUAUGAUGUCGAAGAAAGCCUGAAAAAGGAGUUAUGUGGAGAUGACCUAUCAGAUGAUUUGAAGGAAGAGUUAGAGGGUGAAGCAAAACUACUCAGGGAGGAAUUCGGAAAGGGCAAAAGAAAUAAAAGGAGAAAUGAAGGAACUCCAAGAAAGAUAAAAAAUGCCAUAAAGAACUCCAUUAUUAAAGAAAAAAUAGAAAAAACAUUCAACGAAAUUAACAAAGAAUAUGAACAAUUAUAUACACAUGAAAAAUCAGUUAGUGAUGAAGAUUUCCUUCUCCAAUUUCAUAAAAAAUAUCCACAAGAAGAGAAAAAUUACAACACGAUAGAAAAAUUGUAUAAUCAUUUGAAUAAAUACUCAGCCAUGCAAGUAUCACCUCAUUCGCACACAGUGGAAGAUAAAAAUGAAACUGAGAUGAGCAUCAAAACAUUUAAGCAGAAAUGUCGAAACGAGAAUAAUUCUAACGAUAUUUCAAAUGUUGUAAAGACAGCUUUGGAAAGCUUUUAUGAAAAUAAUUCAGUACAUAUAGAAAAGAAAUAUAUGUAUGCAGGGAAAAUCUACACUGUCAAAAAAAAAAUCGACAAAACUUCUUCCUCUUACAAGCGUUACCUCAAGAUGAAGGACAAAAUGAACAUAGGUGGCAAUUUUGCAAAUAUUGAUCAACUUGUUCAAAAUAUACAAGAAAAUAAACAAAUCAAUACUGUCGACAAAUCAACGGAAGAUUGGGCUUAUUACAAAAUGGCGAAUUCGAUAGAUGAUGAAAAGCUAAAGGCAAAUCAAAAUUAUUUGGAAAAUAAAUUUUUUAGCGAAAAUGUAGAACGGAAAUUGUACGAAAAUAAAAUUAAAAAGAAUACCUCCUAA